This is a messenger RNA of Closterium sp. Naga37s-1, 4677 nucleotides long. NCBI's taxonomy places the organism in Eukaryota, Viridiplantae, Streptophyta, Zygnematophyceae, Desmidiales, Closteriaceae. The record is from the annotation of a GenBank genome assembly.
AUGGCUGCCGCUGAUCCUGCUCCAGCGCUAGUGGCUCUGGACAAUGCGAUCGCGCAGAUCGACCUCCUCAUCUCCCGCCUCACCGCGUCGUCCGCCUCCUCAGCUGACGUUCCCGUUGCCGCUCAGCCGAAACCAGCAGUAGCUGAAAGCAAUGGCGAGAAGCAGUCCUGCGUAUGUUUCUCCGUUCCCUCUCCGCCAGCAGCGCAAUCAUCAGCUGCUCCAGCAUCAGCGGGGGAGAGCGUAGAGAAUUUCGACAAAUGCGACAUCAGGGUGGCGCGGGUGCAGGCGGUGGAGCCCCACCCGGUGGCGGAGAAGCUUUACGUCUGCCAGGUCGAGGUUGCUCCGGGGGAGGUCCGCCAGGUUGUGGCUGGUCUGAAGAAGUUCAUCUCGCAGGAGGAGCUGCAGGGGCGGCUGGUGUGUGCCGUGUGCAACCUCAAGCCCGCCAAGCUGGCCGGGCAGCCCAGCCAAGCCAUGAUGCUCGCUGGCUCGCACCCCUCUGCUGAGGCUGAGGCCGGGGAGGUUGUCAAGCUCAUUGAUCCGCCCCAAGAUGCUGCAGUUGGUGAUCGAGUCUGCAUCCAGGGCCGGCCUGCGAGUGCAGCCCCAGUGAAGCAGCUCAGCUCCAAAGUGUGGGAGAAGGUGGCAGGGCUGCUUCGGGUGCAAGGAGGAGCUGCUAUGUUUGAUGGGCAGGCUCUGGUCACAGGGGCGGGCGGAGGCAUCACUGUGCAAGGCCUAAAUGGCCGUUCGCUCGCCGUGACUGCGCGGUUCAGUCGGGACCGAUCCGACGAGCGGCGAAGGGGGAAUGCCACUGUUAGAGACGACUUAGCUCCAGGGGGGAGCCGGGCUCGGAGAGAAAAUGGGGAAUGGAGUGAGAGCGAGAGGCGUUUGUCUGGUGAGAGCAGCGGGAGGGGAGAGGGAGAAGAUCAGAGGAGUACGGUGAGGGGAGAUGGUGGAAGAGUUGGUCCCGAAAUGGGUGGUGAUUAUAGGCGGAGUGCGUAUAGAGGGGUGGAGAGCGAUGGAGGGGAAGGUCGUUGGGGGGGCAGAGGAAGGGGUGGUUUAAGCGGGAGAGAGCGAGGGGAGAGGGACAAGGGGGGACAGGCGCGGGAGGGUUCAGGGUUCGGGGACAGAGGGGGGUUUAGCGAUGGCGAUGGCGAUGAGAGGGUUCGUUAUAAGGAGGACCGAUAUGCGUAUGGAAGUGCGGGUCGAGAGGGGUAUGGGAGGGAGCGAGGAGUUAGGGGAUAUGGAAGGGGAGAAGGGUUGAUGGGGAUUGAUGAGGCAAGGAGAAGCGAGAACGAGAGGCGAGAGGCGUAUGGGGAUGAAAGGGAGCGGUUAACAAAGGGUUCAGAGCGGUACCAGGGGGUAAGAGAGCGGUACUCUGGGUAUGGCAGGGAGAGUGGGGGGCGAGGAGGCGGAGAGGGAGAGAGGGUGUAUUGGGGAAGGGGUGGGCGGAGGAUUGAGGAACGGUGGGGCGAAUCAGGGGAGAGUGGGGUUGAGCGGAGCGAGAGGUCGGGGGAUGGAAGGAGAGAAGGGGGAGGUGGGGAAGGGAGGAGGGGUGAUGGGGAGAGAGAGGGGGUCGAUUAUGGGAGGAGAGAUAGGGGCGGUUAUGGGGGGACUGAGAGGGCGGGAUAUGGAAGGGGGGACAGGGGCGGGUAUGGUGGAAGGGGCAGGGGGUCGUAUGGGGGGAACGAGAGGAGUGUUUAUGGGGGGAGCGAGAGGAGUGUUUAUGCGGGAAGGGAGAGGAGUGAGUAUGAGGGAAGGGAGAGGAGUGAGUAUGAGGGAAGGGAGAGGAGUGAGUAUGGGGGAAGGGAGAGGAGUGAGUAUGGGGGAAGGGAGAGGAGUGAGUAUGGGGGAAGGGAGAGGAGUGAGUAUGAGGGAAGGGAGAGGAAUGAGUAUGGAGGGAGGGAAAAGGGUGACUAUGGAGGGAGGGAGAGGAGCGAGUAUGGAGGCAGGGAGAUGGGCGGAUUAGAAGAAAGAGGGAGGGAGGGGUACAGGGGAAGAGAGAGGGAUGAUAAUGGGGGGAGAGGGAGAGGGAGGGGGGAUUAUCGGGAAAGAGGGAGGGGGGAUUAUCGGGAAAGAGGGAGGGGCGACUUUGGCAGGAGAGGAAGGGGUGGUUACGGGGGAAGAGGGAGGAGUGACAGUGGCAGGAGAGCAGAUACGCAGUCAGACUUCCAUCGCCGUCCUCGCGAAGAGGAACGAGGGUGGGGGCGGGAGAGGCUUGACGGACAGCAGGAGGAGAGGAUGUCAGAUGUCAAGGCGAAUGGAGUGCAGGAGGGGCAUCUGUCAAUGGACAGGGACUCACAAGGGGAUGGGCAUUCUCCGAAAGAAGGGCAUUUGCCAACGGAGGGGGUGAUAAGACUCAUGAAUGUGGAUGUGCCGUUGCAUGCCGACCCGGGCAAGGAUGACGUGGCAGUGAGUGAGGGGCUGGUGCGGGCGGCAGCUAUGGCGCUGCACGUGCGGGCGGAGCACCUGCCCUCGUCUGCUCUCACGGUCGUGCGCAAGUCCUUUGAUGCCCGCAAGGGUGCAAGGCCCUUCACCCUCUCCCUCUCUCCAUCUUUCACUCUCUCCCUCGCCCAUCCCAUCCCCACCUCCCUCACGCACAGGCCCCAGUGUUCGCCUAUGCCAUUGACAUUGAUGCAGCAGCACUGGUGCAAGCCUUCACCCUGUCUUGCUCUCCCACUCUUUCACCGUCUCCCUCCCCCACCCCCAUGCGAGAUCCGGACAUGGCUCAGUGAGCUGCGUGCGUGCAGUAAGCCUACUGCAAGCCUCUUUCACCGUCUCCCUCCCCCACCCCCAUGCGCCUCUCCUCGUUCACAGGCCCCUGUGUUCGCCUAUGCCAUUGACAUCGAUGCAGCAGCGCUAGCGCAGGCCUUCACGCUCUCAGCCACGCCCCCUCGCAAGCGCAGAGAUGUGGCCCUUAAAUCCCAGGUCGUGCUGCCUGAACCGCCCUUCAGCCUUCUCGCUGCCUGCACCCCUGCUGCUGCGUCCCCUGCUGCUCCACCUGUUGCUGCCCCUGCUGCUGCUGCUUCCGCUGCUGAUGGUGCUGGUGCUUAUACCAGCAGCAGCACAGGUGCUCCCACAGGAGCAGUGAGGGCGAGAGACAAGCCACCGAGAGAGCGAAUGCGCAACGUAGUGGUGGGGAUGGGUCCAGCGGGGUUGCUGGCAGCUCUCGUACUGGCAGAAGCAGGCGAGCAGGUGACAGUGGUGGAGCGGGGUCAGCCCGUGGAGGAGCGAGGGCGGGACAUCGGCGCUCUAGCCGUGCGCCAUGUGCUCAACCCAGACAGCAACUUCUGCUAUGGGGAGGGUGGGGCUGGGACGUGGAGUGACGGCAAGCUGACGACUAGGAUCGGGAAGAAUAGUCAAGAUGUUAGGGAGGUGCUGAAUGUUCUGGUGAGGAUGGGUGCUCCCGAACGUAUUCUUGUGGACGGGCGCCCGCACCUCGGCACCGACAGGCUCGUGCGCAUCCUGCAGCAGUUCCGGGCCUAUUUGUUAGGUUUGGGCGUGGAGAUCAGGUUCGGAACGGUGGUGGAGGAUCUGGAGGUUCGGAACGGGCGGGUGGCGGGGGUGCGAGUGAGGCCGGCUGGGAGUGCGGUGGGAAGCGGUGCAGAGGGGCGGAGUGUGAUAGCAGCGGAUAGGGUGCUGUUGGGGGUGGGGCACUCAGCAAGGGCGGUGUUUGACAUGCUGCUGUCUCACAACGUGCUGCUCACACCAAAGGACUUUGCAGUGGGCUUUCGUAUCGAGCAUCCCCAGCGAGAGAUCAACGCCAUCCGGGUAAGGCUUUUGAGGUGUCUCAAAGGGGCGGUGUUUGACAUGCUGUUGGGGGUGGGGCACUCAGCAAGGGCGGUGUUUGACAUGCUGCUGUCUCACAACGUGCUGCUCUCCCCAAAGGACUUUGCUGUGGGCUUCCGCAUUGAGCAUCCCCAGCGCGAGAUUAACGCCAUUCGGUACCGGCGGUGGCAGGGCAGCAUGGACGUGGAGGCAGCAGUGGCGCGCGGCAAGGGGGCAAUACCGGCGGUGGCAGGGCAGCAUGGACGUGGAGGCAGCAGUGGCGCGCGGCAAGGGGGCAAUACCGGCGGUGGCAGGGCAGCAUGGACGUGGAGGCAGCAGUGGCGCGCGGCAAGGGGGCAAUACCGGCGGUGGCAGGGCAGCAUGGACGUGGAGGCAGCAGUGGCGCGCGGCAAGGGGGCCAUCCCCGUGGCUGACUACUCCCUCGCCGGCCAGUUCUCCCCCACUGCCAGCAGCACUAGCAGUGGGCAGCAGGGGCGCAGCUGCUACUCGUUCUGCAUGUGUCCGGGAGGGCAGGUGGUGUGCACGAGUGUGACAGCGGACGAGCUGUGCCUCAACGGCAUGUCCUUCUCCAACCGCUCCUCGCUCUGGGCCAACGCGGCCCUCGUCUCUUCCGUGUCUGCUGCUGGUGGCGACUUUGACGAGUUCACCGGGGAGCACGGCGCGCUGGCAGGCAUGGAGUACCAGGUAGGUGGCGCGCUGGGGUGGGGUGGUGGUGGGGAGAGAAGGGGAGCAAUUGAGCGCCAGGCGGCCGUGAUGGGAGGUGGAAACUUCGUGGCACCGGUGCAGCGUGCCACCGACUUCCUUGAUGGCACUCUCUCCCCGAGUGAGCACCUCCCCCACGGCUCACCUGUGUGCACCACGGUGAGCAUCUCCCCCAAGGCUCACCGACGGUGA